Messenger RNA from Anoplopoma fimbria (sablefish), 3483 nucleotides. RefSeq names its product brevican (gene bcan). Lineage: Eukaryota; Metazoa; Chordata; Actinopteri; Perciformes; Anoplopomatidae. Gene Ontology annotation, biological process: cell adhesion. Bases 1 to 3483 code for a protein of 1160 amino acids. Gene Ontology annotation, molecular function: hyaluronic acid binding. The transcript has 15 exons. The record is from RefSeq and is a predicted model, not a curated record.
AUGUUAAAAAGAGACUAUGAGGAUGACAUGAGUAAGGCAGAUGGAUGGUGUGAAGCACCAACUGCUGCUGCCGGGCCACAGGACGACCCCUACAAAGCACCAUUCACCCUGUCAGAAGGCAUUGAUGAUGUCCGGCAGCUCCAGGUGAACAUCCCUCACUCAGGUCCUGUUUCCGCCUCACUGGGCAGCUCCAUCUCCAUCCCUUGUUUGGUGUCUCUGUCCUCUUCCUCCCCUGUUGCACCGCGGGUCAAGUGGACUGUGGUGUCUGGUGGUGCGGAGACUCAGAUCUUGGUGGCGCGGGGUCAAAGAGUGAAGGUCAACGAAGCAUACCGAGACCGCGCAGCCUGGCUCAACUACACUUCAUCCCCCGAUGAUCUGUCACUGUGGUUGGGAGAUUUACGCUCAAGUGACUCGGGCCACUAUCGCUGUGAGGUGCAGCAAGGCCUGGAGGACGCCAGUGACCUUGUAGAACUCAAGGUCAAAGGUGUUGUAUUCCACUACAGGGAUGCUUUGGGUCGCUAUGCGUUUUCCUUCCAUCAGGCUCAGAGGGCUUGUGAGGCCAUCGGGGCACAAAUCACGACUCCUGACCAGCUGCUGGCCGCUUAUUAUGAUGGCUACGAGCAGUGUGAUGCAGGCUGGCUGGCAGACCAGUCUGUCAGGUACCCAAUCCAAGUGCCUCGUGAAGGUUGUUAUGGUGACAUGGAUGGCCAACCAGGCGUGAGAAACUACGGCACAAUGGAUCCAGAUGAUCUAUUUGAUGUUUACUGUUAUGUGGAGGAAACUGACGGGGAGGUGUUUCAUGAGUCCAUCCCACAGCAGUUGUCGUUUGAUGAAGCACAGUCAUAUUGCAGAGCAGCAGGAGCAGAGUUGGCUACAACAGCACAGCUGUACUUGGCAUGGAGUGAAGGUCUGGAUCGUUGCAGCCCUGGGUGGUUGUCUGAUGGCAGUGUGCGCUACCCCAUCCUAGCCCCUAGAGAGCGCUGCGGAGGGCCUCAGCCAGGCGUCAAAACCCUCUACCGCUUCAGCAACCAAACUGGCUUCCCACAGCCAUCCAGCCUCCAUGACGUGUAUUGUUUCAGACAAUAUAGAAAUACUCCCACCGAGUCUCCCAUGGAUGAUGUGGCCACAGGGCCUGAGGACAUUGGACAAGAUGUUGUUAUUCUUAUGGAAACAGAUCAAGAGCUGCAAAUAGACCAACAUGUAGAGCAGGUGGAGCUCAAGGCUCAAAGGGUGCUCGAAUCAUUUCCCCUUUUCUCCUCCAAGGAAAACCUGGUUGACAUGCACCCAACAGUUGAAUCAGACACAAUAACAUCUCCUGUCAACAUCACACCUACAUUAGACUUCCUUCAGGCAUUGAAUGAAACUGCAUCUCCUACAGAAAUGAGCUCCCAGCAUCCUACUGCACAGAUGAACACUACUUUCAGCACCACAGAAACCUACGAUUCCCCACAAAACACUUCAUUACUGCCCAGUGUUUACAAUGAGACAGAUUCACACCACAACUUCAACAUCACUUUUCACCAAUCUGAUCUCGAAAGCACCACAGGGUUUCCCGAGUCAUCAUUUGAACUUCACACACAUAACCAGACAGUUCCAGACACUAAUCCGGAAGAGAAUACAUCUGAGAGGCGAAAGGAUUUGCAAGAAAUACAAGAGAUCAACUUUGAUUUUGACAGGUCGCAAGCCAAUUACAGCGAGACAGACAGCAAUCAUACUCAAGAGGAGAGUCUCUGGGAGAUAACCUCUAUAACCCUUGGCCCCAUGGUUCACGUGAAGCUGGAGGAGGAAACAGUAGAAACUCCUGUGCAGGUGUUUCUCUCAACUCAGGCCUCAAAAGAAGAAGAAAUUGUUACACAACCAGCACAAACUACAAAAUCUACCAUCAUGGAGCAAACCUCAUUGUGGGCCAAUCUGGAUGGGUCUGGAGAUAUUUCUCAAGAGAGUGACAUUGACAUGGAAGCAGUCAGCUUAAUCUACACAUCAGAAUCUUCUUCUUCCGGCUUCACCACUCAUGCGUCACUUUCUACUUCGACUAGUAGUGCUUCAACUGAGCCUCGAACAGCACUCCCUGAUUUGUCCCUUCCAUCUGGGUCACGCCAUUCUGACAACCUGGGCUUGGAUAUCUACUCCACAGCACCACAGUUAUGGGAGUCCUCCAAUUCUAGACAGGAGGGAAAAGCUAGAGUUACCCCAACCGUCGAAGAAGAGUACGUAGCUCCAACCCUCGAAGAAGGAGCGUACGUUGCUCCAACCUUUGAGGAAGACUUUACUGUAUUUCCACUCGAUUCACAAACAUCCAACUGGGCUCUGCUGACCACCACAACAAGACCCCAAGAGUCUCUGAAUGAUAUAGAGUACAGCAGAACAAACUCCCCCAUCAUCUCCACAGCAGCUCUAGAUUCCUCCUCCAGUACAAAGCCCACUGCUGCUGCUACAAAGACCACCAUCACGUCCACCACCCACUGGACCAGACGCACAUGGAGCCCUACCACCUCUGCACCAAAUGUGUUCCACAAGACGGCUGAGCCCCGGAAGGUGACAACCUUCAUACCACCAGUGGAUCAAGGUCUGGUGGAUGUUGAGUUUAGUCUCACCCAGCCGCCCACCCUUCUUAUCUUGCCCAAUGAGAGGGCAGCUGUAGGCGGAACAGGGAAAGCUUCAGUUUUCCUCUGUUUUGUUUCAGAUGCCUGUGUGAACGACCCCUGUCUCAAUGGAGGCACCUGCACUGACCGGGACGGGCAGAUUCAAUGUCUCUGUCUGCCAACAUAUGGAGGAGACUUCUGUCAGACCGACCUGGAGCAAUGUGAACCAGGCUGGGAUAAGUUCCACGGUUUCUGCUACCGACACUUCAGCCAGCGCCUCAGCUGGGAGGUCGCAGAGCAGCACUGUCGCAUGCUGGGAGGUCACCUGGUGUCCAUCAUCACCCCUGAGGAACAGAGUUACAUCAACAACAACUACAAAGAAUACCAGUGGACCGGUUUGAAUGAUAAAACCAUUGAGGAUGAUUUCCGCUGGUCUGAUGGCAACCCGAUGCUGUAUGAGAACUGGUACAAAGGGCAGCCGGACAGCUAUUUUCUGUCUGGUGAAGACUGCGUGGUGAUGGUGUGGCACGAUGAGGGACGAUGGAGUGACGUACCCUGCAACUACCACCUUGCAUAUACCUGCAAGAAAGGCACCUCCUCAUGUGGUCCACCACCCAGAAUCCGAAACGCCUCCAUCUUUGGAAAAGGUCGACAGAGAUACGAGACCAACGCAGUAGUGCGUUAUCACUGCGCCCCGGGUUUCCAGCAGAGAUUUACUCCUCUGAUCAGAUGUCUCUCUGGAGGCAGGUGGGAGAGGCCCCAGGUCCUGUGCAUCCCUGAGACUGGAGGUCCAACCCAACACCCUGAAGUGACGUCACAGACCAACAGCUACUCUGCUGCCAUUGAAGACGAGUUUGAAGCCACUAAAGAGACACCGCAGUUUUGGGACAUCAAGUUUUAA